Messenger RNA from Diaporthe citri, 762 nucleotides. RefSeq lists its product as uncharacterized. The transcript has 3 exons. The record is from RefSeq and is a predicted model, not a curated record. Bases 1 to 762 code for a protein of 253 amino acids. Lineage: Eukaryota; Fungi; Ascomycota; Sordariomycetes; Diaporthales; Diaporthaceae.
AUGACCGCCAGGCUAGAUCUUGCAAUGCAACUGGAUGAGUGGUGCCAAAACCUCGAUCACUCGAUGCAAGUUCUGCACCACUUCAACACCAUAGCGUGGCCGCCGGAAACACUGGAUUCGAUGCGCUGGAGCAUCAUUCUCUCCAUACAUUACUACUUCACUUUCCUCCUGAUCAAUGCUCCUGUCUUAACAAUAGCUCUGGCCGAAUCCAAAAAGCACUGGCCAUUGGAUGCUCCAUCUUCGACGUUCCAGGAUGCCACCAAACACGUUCUACGGAGCGACUUCGAGGCUGCCAAGAAGCUACAAACCCUCAUCCACGGAUUGCAUUCAUUCGGGGGACCUUUCAUCGACAGUAACGCCAUUUGGUUCCUUUGCAACUAUUCUACAUUUACGAUUUCACUCCACGCCUUCGGCCUUUUACUGUAUCUUACAAGUCUAAAGCACAGUGCAGCUGGAGUCGACCUCAGUACUGAAGAGGUUAGAAAAUUGCUAAAUGACAGCCUUGAGAGUCUCCGGCUCGUCGGACGCACUAGCCUGAUGAGCCAAAAAGCUCGCAAGUGUCUGUUGCGUUUUUUGGACUUUUUCGACUCGAUGACUUUCGAAGAGGAUGUUUUCAACCAGCAGACAAGGCCGAGUAACUUCUCGGGCGAUGACAUGAACAUGGGGUCAGGGAGUCUCACGUUGCCUGUCGAAGAGCACCUGCCUGAUUUUGACUUUUCCCAAUUCAUCACUGAUGCGGCUGACGAGUUUCUUUUCCAAUGA